CGCUCGCGGCGGCGGCGGCGGCGCUGCUGGUGGCCGCCGCGCUGUGCGCCCGCCCGGCGGCCGCGGCGGGCGGGCCCCGCAUGGCGGACCUCAGCGUGCUCCUGCCCCCGCGCAUGACCAGGCCCGUCGAGUACCGCCUCGUCGGCGGGGACGGAUGCUUCACCUGGUCGCUGGAUCACCAUGACAUCAUCUCGAUCAAGCCCGAGUACAACGAGAGCAGCAAAUGCUCGACGAGCGCCCGCCUGGCGUCGAUCGCGCCGUACGGCGGCCGCAAGGAGACCUCUGUCUACGCCACUGAUAUGAUCAGCGGGGUCACGAUUCACUGCAAGGUCUUCGUCGACAGGAUCUCCCGGGUCAGGAUUUUCCACCAUUCUGUCAAGAUUGACCUGGAUGAAGUCGCCACGUUGCGCGUGCAUGCCUUUGAUGACGAAGAAAACGUGUUCUCAACGUUGGUGGGAUUGCAGUUUAUGUGGCAGCUUAUCCCGGCAUCGCUUGAUAACAGUAACCAUCAUCUUGCUCACAUUCCGCUGAAAGAUACACAUUUAAGUGACUGUAGUGGUUUUUGUGUUGAUAUGAAUGCACGGUUUGAGCUUGAAGACAGGAAUCUUGGUUCUGAUUUCUUUGUCGUGAAGGGUGUCGGGAUUGGCCACGAGGCUGUCAGUGUUCAACUAUUUGAACCACAGUUUGAGCACGUAAAUGACACUAUCACCUUGACUGUUGCUGAGGCUAUGUCGCUAGAGCCUCCUUCACCCGUCCUUGUAACUCUUGGUGUUUCAGUAAAUUUCAAACUCAAGAUUUUUCGACAAAAGGUCGCGCAAGUGGUUAAUCUACCAUCACAAUACCAUCUUUGGCAUGUGACGAACUCUUCUGUGGCCCAAGUGGAUAGUUCUUUGGGUGUUGUACAUGCUCUGAAUCUGGGAUUUACGAAUGUUGUUGUUGAAGACACAAGAGUUUCUGGCCAUCAACAAGUAUCAUCUCUACAUGUUGUUAUUCCACGGACACUCUUCCUUUAUCUAGCUCCAGUGAUGGCUGAUUCUGAUCAUCUUCAUGGUAUAACAAAUAUUCCAUCCUCAGCAGCGUGGUACGUUUUUCCUGGAAAAGAAUACAUUGUUCUUGCGAAAGCUUUUGCAGAGGGAUUUGAUACUAGAGAGAUAUUCAUUACGGAGGAAAACAAUUUUAUAUUGGAGAGCAGCACAGUGGAAUUCUGGAACUUAUCGCGGGUUGCGGACAACUCUGUAGUGCAUACUUCUAGAUUGCUAUUCCCCAUUUCCCAGGGCAAAGGAUAUUUGGUUUCUUCAAUAACAUACCAAACAGAGGCAUCUGGAUCAGCAAAGGUUCUCAAGCUGCUGCAAGAAGUUAAUGUAUGCACUAAAGUGAAGGCAACCUGGGAUGAAGGAAUGGAGAACUCCAAUAUUAUCCACCUACCCUGGGUAAAUGGAGUUUAUCAAGAAGUUGAAUUGAUGGCAGUUGGAGGUUGUGGUAAGACGAUGGAGGACUACAAGUUAUAUUCAUCUGAUGAAAGUGUCGUUUCUGUGUCUGAUUCGCACACUGUCCGUGCUAAAAAGCCUGGUCAAGCUGUUAUCAAAGUAGUUUCUGUCUUUGAUUCCCUGAAUUUUGAUGAGAUCAUUAUUGAAGUAUCCACUCCUUCAGCACUGGCUAUAUUGCCAAUCUUUCCUGUGGAGGUGGCUGUUGGAACACAACUUCAUGCUGCUGUGACAUUUAAGACAUCUAAUGGACUCUCAUACUCGAGAUGCGAUUAUUUUAAUGCCUUUAUAAGGUGGAGUCUACUAUCUGAGAAUCAAACUUUCGAAUUUGUUGACACAACUGAGGCUCUGGGCGCUGAGGCCUUUAAACAUCAUACUGGUUCUUGGACACAAUAUGGCAAUCCUUGUGCUUGGGUAUCUCUAAAUGCAGCUGCUGCUGGUCGAGCCACAGUAGUUGCGACUUUUUCGUCUGAGUCAGAGUCCUACCUUGAGACUUUUAAUGUGCCUAUUUUACUGAAGGCCAUCUCAAAAGUAUCUGCAUAUUAUCCUCUUCUGGCACUUCAAGCAGGAAAUGGGAAUCAGUUUGGUGGUUACUGGGUUGACUUAUCUAGAUUACAGAGUGAAAUUCAGAAUGUGGGUGACAACUCUCCCAAGGAGUUGUACUUGGUUCCUGGAUCAACCAUGAAUGUUUUUCUCUAUGGAGGGCCUGAGCCGUGGGACAAAGUGGUUGAUUUUGUCGAAACUGUUGAUGUUGUUGGUGAACCCAAAAGUUAUACUACUGGUUCCACUGCUGUGCAAAAAAUAUCUAGUGGACUAUACCAAGUUUCUUGCCAAAGCGAAGGCAGCUUUAAACUGCUGUUCUCACGUGGAAACAUGAUUGGGAAAGAUCAUCCCGUGCCUGCUGUAGCCAAGUCAGAGUUAUCAAUUGUUUGUGACUUACCGUCAGCAAUAAUAUUGAUUGCAAAUGAAAAUGAAAACCGGCUUGAUAUUUUGGAAGAGGCAAGCAAAGCUGAACGUACCCCUGAUAGACUGCAAUUAUCUCCUGUUGUAAUCUCAAAUGGAAGGAGCAUCCGGCUGGCUGCUGCUGGUGUACAUGGAAAUGGAAGAUUUUUUGCCAAUUCGUCCUCUCUUUUCCUGAGAUGGGAAACCACUGCAUGCGAGGGACUUGCUUACCUGGAUCAAGACGAAGAAGCUGAAACUUUAGAUAAGUCAUCUUGGGAGAGGUUUCUUGUCCUACAGAAUUCUACAGGACUGUGCACUGCCCGUGCUACAGUCAUUGGCUUUUCUUCAAGAAUUGCUAGCCAAACCCGUGAAGAGCACUUGUUUCUUCAAAGCGCAAAUGACAUGCUGACAGAUGCUAUUCAGUUGCAGAUUGUUUCUUCCUUGAGAGUCAUUCCGGAGUAUGUCUUGUUAGUUAACCAUCCUGAAGCACAGGAAAUCUUAUCUGUCAGUGGUGGUACAUGCUACCUGGAUGCCUCUACCAAUGACACAAACGUUGUGCAAACAGUUCAACAACCAGGGAAGGCGCUAUGUUCCCAGUUGGUUCUUGGCGCUAGAGGCUUAGGCAGUGCUGUUGUGACAAUUCAGGACAUUGGCCUUUCCCCUAGAGUAACAACUAGUUCUCUGGUUAGAGUUGCAAAUGUUGACUGGAUUCAGAUACUGUCAGAAGAGCACAUCAGCAUUAUGGAAGGAACCACAAAAGAAUUUCAGAUUUCAGCUGGUACCCAAGAUGGACAAGUCUUCGGAGAUUUUCAGUACAAAUACAUGGGAGUUGAGGUACAUCUUGGUGAUGAAAUUCUGGAGCUUAUUAAUCCAACAGAGUUUCUUGGUGGACCAACAUUUUCAACUAAAGCGGCAAAGACUGGCACGACAUCUCUUUAUGUCAGUGUGAAGCAACACUCUGGGCAGAGAGUUUUGAGUCAAGUUGUGAACGUAGAAGUGUACAAACCUCUGCAAAUACACCCGGAGUACAUUUACCUCACACCGGGUGCCUCUUUUGUGCUUUCUGUUAAAGGUGGUCCAAAGAUUGGAGUUUCCAUUGAGUACACAAGUCUGAACAUGGGAACAUUGGAAGUUCGAACUGCUACUGGGAAGCUGUAUGCAAGGACAGUAGGAAACUCUACUGUACGUGCAGCUGUUUUGGCAAAUGGAGGCACCGUCAUUUGUGAAGCUUUUGGACGAGUUGAAGUGGGCAUCCCAGUGGCUAUGGGAUUGAGCACUCAAAGUGACCGUCUCUGUGUUGGCUGCAGCAUGCCAAUCUACCCUUCCCUGCCUAAGGGAGAUCCCUUUUCCUUCUACGAGACUUGUCAAAGUUACACUUGGACAAUAGCAGAUCAAAAGGUGGUGACAUUCCAAUCAUCUGGAAGGAAAAAUGGAGUCAAUGAAGCCCUACAUUUUGAAGGAAAAAAAUAUCCAUGGUUAUCAAAUGGAAAUAGAAAUGUUUUUAUUAAUCAUCUGAUUGGAAGAUCUGGUGGGAAAACUAAAAUUUCUGUUUCAGUCAUGUGUGAUUUCUCGCUGCAUGGCAGUUCUAGAUCUGUAUCUUAUGAUGCCUCCAAGACAAUUCUGGUCGUACCAGACCCUCCCCUUGCACGCGGACUUCCUAUAACAUGGCUAUUUCCUCCCUUUUAUACAACCACAGACCUUUUACGUAGAUCAAUUAAUUCAGUUGGAGAACCAGACUCACAUGACCUAGAGGACACUAUUGGAUAUUCUCUGUUAAGGAGCAGUGGCCGAAGUGAUCCUGCCAUGCAGAAUGCCAACCUUAUUGAUGGAAGUAAAAUCAGGACCGGAGAAAGUAAUGCAGUUGAUUGUAUUCAGGCAAAAGAUCACUCAACUGGCAGAACAGUAAUAGCAUCAUGUCUACGAGUUGCUGAGGUUGCACAAGUGCGAGUAGCUGCUGCUGCAGAAUCAUCAAUCCAGACAGCCUAUCUUUCUGUAAAUGAUAAAGUUGAACUGGAUGUCAAAUAUGCUGAUGAAUUAGGUUAUAUCUUCACUGAAGCACUUGGAAUAGCACCUGUAAAGAUCGAGACAAACAAUCCUGAUGUUGUGUCAAUUGUGAUGCACAGAGAUGGCAAUGGUACAUAUGGGGCCCAUCAACAUUUUGUGCUACAGGCGAGAAGUCAUGGGACAGCUCUUGUAAGGAUGCAAAUCAGCCAUCCUUCUAGGAAAGCAGAUUUCAUAAUGGUAUCUGUUGCUGCGUGGAAGGAUGUGGUGAUUAAUUCUACCGAAGAAGACCGUAAACUGACUGAGGAAGUCGAAGUUAGCUCUGCUCCAGGAGACAGAAAAGAGCCAUCGUCGUCGUCAGGCCUAACCACACUUGCUGUUAUCCUCUCGUGCAUCGCUGUACCUGCGGCUACACUUGCCAUCUUCAUGAAACUGCUGGAGAGACCGGCCCGACAGGUGCCACCUCGGCACGCAGCGCCCACACCGGCUGCUGUGGCUGCUGACCCUGCUUCCCCUCGCACGCCGCAGCCCUUUGUGGAGUACGUGCGGCAGACCGUCGACGACACGCCUUACUACAGGCGCGAUGCUAGGAGGCGAUUCAACCCCCAGAAUACGUACUGAGCGUGUAAGCUAAACUAACGGUGAUGGCCUUUUCCGUAGAGUGUUGUGUAGACUGUAGCUGGGGUUUGUAGUUGUAGGCUGUAGCUGGCAGAGGUUUGUAGUUGUUGUAGACUGUAGCUGGCAGAGGUUUCUAGCUGCCAAUUUUCAAGCUGUGGCAGCAUCUGUGUGCCUGUAUAUGAUUGAUGGCUGGUUCCAUUGAUGGUUGCCAAUUUUCAAUUUUUAUUUGAGGUAGACAACAAAAUCAGUGAUUCGAGUUCAUUUAAUGUAAGAAUCAACUAUCAAUCUCGGAGCUUUGUAAAUGGAUUACGUAUUGGUUGAUUACUAGAAAGUUCAUCUCCAGAUUA
Messenger RNA from Lolium perenne, 5392 nucleotides. RefSeq names its product nuclear pore complex protein GP210. The record is from RefSeq and is a predicted model, not a curated record. NCBI's taxonomy places the organism in Eukaryota, Viridiplantae, Streptophyta, Magnoliopsida, Poales, Poaceae.